This is a messenger RNA of Daldinia childiae, 696 nucleotides long. Its product is annotated as putative sh3 domain protein. Gene Ontology annotation, cellular component: microtubule cytoskeleton; cell tip. The transcript has 2 exons. Lineage: Eukaryota; Fungi; Ascomycota; Sordariomycetes; Xylariales; Hypoxylaceae. Gene Ontology annotation, biological process: establishment or maintenance of actin cytoskeleton polarity. The record is from RefSeq and is a predicted model, not a curated record. Bases 1 to 696 code for a protein of 231 amino acids.
AUGACCAGACCCCAGAUGAUUCGCGCAGACACGCCUUCUGCUAAGAAACACAAAUCUCCAUCGUCGAACGCAGCGCCGAACGGGUCACUCGCGCCGCACCAGGCUGAAACUUUGCGCGAAGUUGAAGACGAUAGGGCUGGCGAGGAAGCUCGAAGUCCUAGGAUCUCGUGGACCGAUGGUGAUAGCAGUAGCGAUUUGCAGCAAUACGCCGAACAACUCGCGAAUUCCUUGAAUGGCAACAAGAUGCAAUCCGAAGAUGCGCUCGCAAUCGCGCAGAAUGGAGGCGUCUUGGGGAAUGGCUCCGACGAUGGUGACAUGGACGCCGACGCGGAUGAUGGCCUUGAUGAUGACAUGAUGGAUAAGAUUUCGAGUUCUCCUUCAAUUGAAGAUGGUGGGUACACCCUUCCGCCUCCUGCUUGGCCACGGCGCGUCGACUCGCUACGUCCUCUGGCCCUGCAUUCCGUUUCCCUCAAUUUUCCAGCACCCAGCGAGAUGAGACUACCUUCACCGUGUCUCGAAUCCGUUGAACACCCAUCUAUACACCCCCCAGAUCAGCAGGCAAGCAAGGCUUCUGCUUAUAAGUCAAAUCAUCAUCAUCAUCCUUUUCCUGGUGAGUAUAACGGAUCGACCGACCGCGCGAACCAUACAGAAGACCCGGACGACCUGUCACUACCCGAAUCCGAAUCGAGCAUGUAG